Coregonus clupeaformis (lake whitefish) is the source of this 1761-nucleotide messenger RNA. It is a transcript of the gene timm21, whose product is annotated as translocase of inner mitochondrial membrane 21. Gene Ontology annotation, biological process: protein import into mitochondrial matrix. The coding region runs from base 240 to 977 and encodes 245 amino acids. The transcript has 6 exons. The record is from RefSeq and is a predicted model, not a curated record. NCBI's taxonomy places the organism in Eukaryota, Metazoa, Chordata, Actinopteri, Salmoniformes, Salmonidae. Gene Ontology annotation, cellular component: TIM23 mitochondrial import inner membrane translocase complex.
GACACAUUCAUGCGCCCAAGGUUCAACAGCAAACUCCCGAACUGAACGUUGAUAGUCCUGCAAGUACUUAUUGAAGUGUAGAUUGAUUUGUGUUGCAGUUAGGUCAUUUAUAUCGUAUAAUGGUUCGACUUUAGUAACAGUUCAUUAAUACUGGGAAAGGUUGCGAAAAGUAGUGGCCAGACACCGCGUGCGUUUUCACAGCUGAAGUGGCUAGAAAGUCAACGUGAAUAGAGGACAACAUGGUGUAUUCUUUCAUACUGAAAGUUGUGCAGCGUAAUUUGCAUCAGUAUCAAACACUGUCAACGCAAUGCGUUCUGGGAAUAUGCAAACGCAUGCAGAACAGUUUGCACCUUCAGAAACCGUCUACUACAACAUCCAGGUUAAUUUUCUAUAGGACUGCAAAUCGCUCACCUAUUGUGAGUAAUAUAUUUUGUACACGGAGUCGAAGCAUUUCUCUCGACACAAGGUUGAGAAGUAAAGGCGAAGAGAAGGAUGGUGGUCAGGUGUCAGUACCGAGGCAAGGACCUUCUACUGCACAUAAAGUGAAGGAAGCUGGCAAAGACUUCACCUACCUCAUAGUUGUGCUGAUUGGACUCGGUGUAACAGGUGGGUUGUUGUAUGUGGUGUUCCAGGAGUUGUUCUCCUCCUCCAGCCCCAACAAGGUCUACAGCAAAGCCUUCAACAAAACCAGGUUACACCCAGAGGUGAUUGGAGUGUUCGGGGAGCCAAUCAAGUGCUUCGGUGAGACGUCCCGCCGAGGUAGAAGACAGAAAAUCAGUCACGUUGAGUACAUGAAGGAUGGACUGAAGCACAUGAGACUGAAGUUCUACAUCGAGGGAGAAGAACCAGGCCGGCAGGGAACUGUGCACACAGAAUCUAAAGAGAACCCUGAAACUGGAAAGUUAGAGUUCCGCUACAUCUUCGUGGAAGUAGACACCUACCCAAGGAGAACCAUUGUCAUUGAGGAUAACAGAUAAGAUGGGGACUGAUUAUUUGACCCAGUCUGAAGAGGUGCAUCAGCUGUCUAGCAUCACUCAGAUGAUACAGGCAAUGCAUCACUUUGUUGCUGAAUAGAUGGAAUCAAGUUCGUAUGUCUUGUUGUUUAGUAUGAGUUUGUGUUAGACACACGUGAACGUAAAUGUUGGGUGAUUUAGAAAAUGGGGUCAAACAAUGAUUGAUGGUAAAUGAAACAGAUCACUCUACUGCCAUUGCUGACUUUUCUGAGGACAAUUUCCUUGUUUUUGAGAUAAGUGAGGGUGGAGGAUGAUCUCUCUUUUACGUGGCUGUUCCCUUCUGAAUGCCAAUGACUGGUGUUUAAAUUAGCUAUGAUUUGAAGCUAUGCCGUUUUAAUGCUCCAUAGGAUGAAAGGCUUCUCUAAAGAAUGGUUUACUUUUGUUGUGAAAUGAUGGAAACGUAAUGCUGUAAAAGAAAAGCAUCUGAUGCAGAGAUGUUAUUUGUGUGUUGACAGUGAAAAUGUUGAAUGUCUUUGUUCUGGUCAUGAAUCUACUACACUGAUUUGAGAUAUGGAUAAACAUCAAAGAUUUUGAGUUAACUAAGACACCUGUAUUUUGAGAGCAAAUAAAUAUAAUUAUGUUUUAUGAGUAUGUGGUCAUACAAAAAAGGAAUGUGACUUGAUUAAACCCCCAAUGAUAAAGGAUUCACUGGCCAUGUGAAAUUAUACAUAUUCUGUCACACUGCAAAUGUUCUAUUCCACCCUGAACUUAUUGGAAUUACAUUGUAGAAUAAAUAUGUUGUUACACA